CAAAUAGACAACAUCUUGACUCAUAUUCUUUCUGCAACAAACCUGUGUUCACAGCCGAAGUUUUACUAAAGCCUUGAAGUGAUUCUUCUUUCCCUAGAGAUGGAUCCUACACUACAAACUAUUGCAGUUCUACUUAUGGCAAGUCUCCCAAUCUAUGUUUAUGCAUAUCCAGAUGGGAAAGUUACAUCUUCCUGUGUCACAAUGACUCCAGUGCAUGGUGUUCAAGCCCAAACUUCCAGCCCACCAUACACUUUAACCCUGGAUAAAUAUACCUAUAGUGCUGGGGAAAAAAUACAAGUCACGCUCAGCAGCAGUGCCACUCAGUUCAAAGGUUUUCUGAUCCAGGCACGUUCUGAAAGUUCUACUACUCCUGUGGGCUCCUUUGUGACCACCAAUUCUAAUACUCAAACCCUGACUUGUACUUCUGCUGCAAGCUCAGUAAGCCACACAUCAAGCACUGCAAAACCCAACAUAGCGGUUACCUGGGUUGCUCCAGCUUCCAGUACUGCAGAUAUUCAAAUCAGGGCAGCCGUUGUUCAAACUGAAUAUGUUUUCUGGACGAAUGUGCUAAGUGCAAAGAUUACCUAUGUUGCCUUUAACAACACCUCCAGUACCACAGUGGAAAAUUCAUCCACUGCCAAGACGCCAGCUGCCUCCAAACCAAGUGUGUCCAACAAUGGAGUCCAACGUACUUGGACCCUUGGAGGACUGCUCUUAUCUUGUGGUGCCGUGAUUGCUUCUUUGUUGGCUUAAUGACAUGUUUCAGAGGCUGAACAAAUCUUCAGAGCAGCGAUCAAUGACUUAUCUGAUUUUCUGAUAAUUAGAUGCAUUAUAAUAGGCUCAGUCUGGAUACAUAUGUUGCCUCUAAAUGAAUUUGUCUUAUAGAAAUAUGAUUAUUAUGAAUAAAUGGAAUAUAUAAGAAGAAUACUACAAGGUGUAUGCCCAGCUGUUCAGCAGGUUACUUAGAAGUCCCACCACCCUCAUGUUUAUACAUGGUUAUAUAAGAAAAAAGUAUGUUUUUGGAUUUAGAAGACGCAU
This is a messenger RNA of Bufo bufo (common toad), 1038 nucleotides long. Its product is annotated as putative ferric-chelate reductase 1. The record is from RefSeq and is a predicted model, not a curated record. The transcript is spliced from 6 exons. Gene Ontology annotation, molecular function: oxidoreductase activity, acting on metal ions. Bases 100 to 753 code for a protein of 217 amino acids. Lineage: Eukaryota; Metazoa; Chordata; Amphibia; Anura; Bufonidae.